Messenger RNA from Staurois parvus, 361 nucleotides. Lineage: Eukaryota; Metazoa; Chordata; Amphibia; Anura; Ranidae. The record is from the annotation of a GenBank genome assembly.
AGCUCCUGUACAGUGCUUUGUAUGGCUCUACAUAGAAGAGCCAUACAAAGCAGUGUGCUUACAGUGAAAACACACACACAGCCCACAGUUAACCCUUUGAUCGCCCCACAUGUUAACCCCUUCCAUCCCAGUGCCAUUAGUACAGUGUCAGUGCUUUUUGUAGCACUGAUCACUGUAUUGGUGUCACUGUGGAUGUCAGUAACACCAAGUCAGUUCCCCCCAGUGUCAGAAUGCUUGCCGCAGUCCCGCUAUAAGUCACUGAUAGCCCCCAUUACUAGUAAAGAAAAUAGUAAAAAACUAAUUCCAGCAUAUAUACCGCCAUUUGUAAACGCUAUAACUUUCACAUAAACCAAUUAAUUUA